AUGAAGACACGUCGUACCUCUGCAGAACCACUCAAGAUCGUUGCCGGAGUGAGAACGCGAAGAACAGCUCGUAUCGGUUCUCCGUCAUCUCGUACGCAAAAUGAUGCUCAACCUGAUGAGGGUGGUAGUGUUCAACCGGUUAUUUCGACUACCGAAAAAUAUGGGCGAAACUUUAACGAACUGGCACGUUUCGUAAGGUCUCGAGGCCACCGCAAUGACACCUAUUCCACCAGCGCCACUGCUAACCAACCUUCCACCUGUGCUGAAGCUCCUGGGACCGGUUCUCAGCCGAUUGGAUCCUCAGUCGUGGCACCAGUUGCUGUAGCUGCUGGACUUUUGCCUGGCAACCCUCCAAACCAAUCUGGAGUUCAAUUGGCAGCGAUGGACGGACGGACCAAGGAGCAGGUGCGACUCCUCUACCAACAGACUUGGCAUAAACUCCGGCGCUACAUAAAGUAUCCGGACGAUGUCCCUCAGCACGUUCGCGAGGUCUAUGCUAUCAUUAAUUGGUCGGUGAUGCGAUUUCGUAUCAAAAAAACACCGACCCAGGAGUUUACAUUGCCUGAGGAUGUGUGGGUGGAGCUGGUUCCAGCUACUCAGAUGGUCGCCUGGAGAGUACUGCAAGCCGAACAAAAUCCUCGUUUGAGACUCAAAACAGACAUCAAUCGGCAACUUUCGGACGUUAUCAGUCUUGCCGAGGCAAAGUGGAUCCUUCCCACCGACUUGAUUCGAUUCCUUCUGUGUCCCUCCGCGGAAACAAAGCCAGAAGAGAAAGGGGGCGUCUCGGAGAAGCUCCUGCUGCGUCUCCAGAGGGAACAUCGACUCGAUGGAGCCAUUAGUCUGCAGGAGGUCUCUCGUACCCGCUCGACCGACAUCGCGCUCAACGCCUACCUCGCACGACGCCAAGCCAGCCAGGACGUUCCCAAGCCCACAGCCGCUGGUGAAGCCGCUGGCGAGGAUGCGCCGGGUGCCAGCGGUACUACAAGCACCUCCACUGCCGCCACCGGUACCUCAAAAGCCUCGGCACAGGAAGGGCAACGUCACCUAGUACCUUCUAGGACAGGCGGUUCUGGUGCCUCGCCCAACUCCACUGCUGUUCGUCUUGAUCUCCGUGGGGUUGGAAAACAGUUAGCCAACGGUGUCACCUUUGAGGAGGCACGGGGUAUCAAGUUGGUGGUCAUCUACCUCGCCCUCGGCUGCCCUGCGCGCAUUCGUUUCGAGUACGACUUUUUACAGUCGAGCUCGACAAGAGCCUCCGCGUCCUCCUCUUACCCGACAUCCUUGCCCAAGGAGGCCAUCGCAAAUGGCGAGGGCAUCACUAACGGCCUUCGUCGCCUCCUUCACCUCAGUGCCAGCGAAUACCUCAACCUCAAAAGCUGGAAUGUACCAGUUCGUUCGACCGCCACUGCCACGACUGUUCAAACCACCACGGUGAAGGCUACGUCAGCAUCAAGGUCGUCAGGGAGACAGAUGAAGGCGCCGACAGCGACGGUUACGAACAAUGUGACUGUGCCAGCACCACUCUCAGAGGCUGAUCCAUCGAUUAAACCGCCUGGUCAGACCGCCGUAACAAAGUCUAAAACCGAGUUUUCGACGCCGGCAUCUCAUGUUCCUGGGGGGCACGAGAUUAUUUUGGUCGGCGAAGGACAAAAGCAAAAGACCAAGAUGGUGGUCGCACGGCAGCUGAACGUGCAACGACCGGUGGUCCCACUGCCCUCUAGCAUUGGCGAUGCCGGUCUCACCAUCCCCCUUAGGUCACCGUCCUCUCCGCGUCCUAUCCUUCCGCUGCCGGUUCCUAAGGUGCCCAUCCCACCGCUUCACUCUUCGGCCGCUGCCACCGCCAGCCUGCCCGUCUGUAAGGCGGCCGCCCCACCGCCUACCACCUCGCUACAUGCGCUGCGUGCCUUCAGUCAGAACCAGGCGCGGCGGGUGCGCAGACACCGCAUGGCCAUGGGCGCCUUGCGCAGAUGUAGAUUCGUCCCCGCUCCCCCGCCGCCUCCUCAACCGCUGCCUUCUGUUGCGGAGCCGUCAACGGUGGAGAGUAUCCCGUUCCAUUUGGCUCAGGGCGUCGUCGUCACCAAUCCGGUCGCAGAAAUACCUGUCACGGGGGCCCCGGUAUUGACCUCCCAAUCAAACCAGGGCGAGAUAAGCCUCCCCUUCUCUAUCGACGCCUGUUCGAAUGUGUCGACAAGCGAUUCGCUUAAGUCACUCCUCAAUGCUUUCAUGGCGAACGCUCCGCCAGGCCUGGACCUGGGAACCCCCACAAAGGAGGUGUCUCAGCCCCUAUCCUCACCCAACUUCCUCCACUUCACGCCCGAAACCCAGGCUACCACCGAUAUGGUCCAUCAGGAGGAUUCCUCUUCUUUUUCAACAUUCAUUAACACCCUUGCAGCUAAUCAACCCACAACCUCGCACCUAAUGGAGUCGCUUUCUUUGAACGAUUCCUUGCAGCAAAAAAUAUACCAGGAUAUGAUACAACCAUCUAGCACCUCGACGCUUGAUCUUCCGUUGCGCUCUAAGCUCCCAGUGUCUGGUGAAGGUGAUGCCACCCAUCCGAGUGCUGAAAUGCACGGCGGGAUAGAAACGAUCAAAAUUGAUGAAGUUCAGUCAAUCUCUCAGGAGCAAUACCUACAACAGCAGCAGCAGCUGGGAGAGGAAGAACAGCAGAACUUACUGCAAAUGCCUCGAGAGAAGCAAAAUCAAACGGCGCCGAAGACCUACGCAAUUGGUUUGAGACAUAUAUGA
This is a messenger RNA of Echinococcus granulosus, 2745 nucleotides long. RefSeq lists its product as hypothetical. The record is from RefSeq and is a predicted model, not a curated record. Gene Ontology annotation, biological process: pattern specification process. Lineage: Eukaryota; Metazoa; Platyhelminthes; Cestoda; Cyclophyllidea; Taeniidae. Gene Ontology annotation, molecular function: chromatin binding. The transcript is spliced from 11 exons. Gene Ontology annotation, cellular component: nucleus. The coding region runs from base 1 to 2745 and encodes 914 amino acids.